AUGGAGUCCUCAUUGCCCACUCACGCAAAAGACAACCCCAACGUCUCGGCCGAGGGUGCACCUUCGAAGAAUGCAUUGAAGAAGGCACAGAAGGAGGCUGAGAAGGCCGCAAAAAAGGCUGCGGCGAAGAAAGCAGAUGAAGAGAAGAGAGUUGCGCAACAGGCGCAGGCGUCAGAAGACACCGCCAAGGACAAAUACGGCGAUUUACCGCAGGAUGAAGUUAAGAUCACUCAUUUGAAGAAGCUGGGAGAGGAGUACGUUGACAAGGAGGUCACCGUGAUCUCGAGAAUCCACAACACCCGAAGCCAGAGCGCGAAGCUGGCCUUCCUAAUGCUUCGGCAACAGGGCAAGACGAUACAGGCCGUGGUCGCCGCCAAUUCAGAGGCGGUGUCGAGACAGAUGGUCAAGUGGUCCGUUUCGCUCAACGUGAACUCCUUUGUGCGAGUCACCGGCAUUGUCAAGAAGCCGGACCCUCCUGUCGCCUCUGCCUCAAUCAGCAACCUCGAACUCCAAGUAACCAAGAUCUACCUCGUCGCGCGCGCUGCCGAGCAACUGCCGAUGCAAGUCAAAGACGCCGAGCGCCCACCACCGGCCAAAGAGGAGGAGGGCCAGGUCGAUGCGGAGGGUGCCCCCAUUGUCACGCUGAAGACUCGACUUGACAACCGUGUAAUCGAUCUGCAAACGGAGUGCAAUCAGGCCAUCUUCACCAUCUCCAGCGCCGUAGAGGGCCUUUUUGCGGAGUACCUGAGAAAGGCCGGUUCCAGGCAGUUCAACACCCCCAAGAUCCUAGGUGCAGCAACCGAGGGCGGAAGCGGUGUCUUUGAGGUCAAGAAUUACUUCGGCAAGAGUGGUUUUCUGGCUCAGAGUCCGCAGUUGUACAAGCAAAUGCUGAUUGCGGCUGACUGUGAAAGUGUGUUUGAAGUUGGUCCCGUGUUUCGUGCUGAGAACAGCAACACGCAUCGACACUUGUGCGAAUUCACUGGACUCGAUUUCGAAAUGGUCUUUGACCACCACUAUCACGAAGUCCUUGGGUUCGCCGAGCAGUUGAUCGUCUUUAUUGUGCACGAGUUGCAAGCCCGGUACAAAGACGAAAUUGCCGUAGUGCAAAAAUACUUCCCAAGAGCUGGAGAUUUCAGAAUCAAAGACGGCAAAGCUCUGCGGCUCAAGUACUUCGACGGCAUCAAAAUCCUGCGAGACGCUGGCGUCGACACUACGGAGCAGGACAACUUCGUCACGGAUCUGACGACAGCUCAAGAAAAGAGAUUGGGUCAGUUGAUCCGCGAGAAGUACGAUACCGAUUUCUACGUCCUCGAUGAAUUUCCCAUGUGCGUACGGCCAUUCUACACCAAGGUGCACCCUACCGAUCCCAAUCUCUCCAACUCAUAUGAUUUCUUCAUGCGCGGCGAGGAGAUCAUGUCCGGUGCUCAGCGAAUCAACGAUGCUGCGGAGCUUGAGGCAGCCAUGAGGAGCAAAGGACUCGAUCCAAACUCGGAAGGGUUCCAAGAUUACGUCAAUGCUUUCAGGCAAGGAUGUCGACCGCACGCGGGUGGCGGUCUAGGGUUGAAUCGAAUUGUGAUGUUCUUCUUGGGCUUGGACAACGUCAGACAAGCAACGCCAUUCCCUCGCGACCCUCAGAGACUGAGGCCUUGA
Molecule: messenger RNA, 1650 nt
Organism: Capronia coronata CBS 617.96
Lineage: Eukaryota; Fungi; Ascomycota; Eurotiomycetes; Chaetothyriales; Herpotrichiellaceae
Product: aspartyl-tRNA synthetase
Exons: 2
Coding region: 1-1650 (549 amino acids)
Biological process (GO): aspartyl-tRNA aminoacylation
Cellular component (GO): cytosol; aminoacyl-tRNA synthetase multienzyme complex; cytoplasm
Molecular function (GO): RNA binding; aspartate-tRNA ligase activity; ATP binding
Source: RefSeq, a predicted model, not a curated record